UUCUCAAACGGUAGUAUUUUGCUGAAACUAGGUUAAACUGUUUCCUAGCCGUUUAAAUAGAUAAAUUUGCAAAUCACGUACGCACAUAUAGGAACCGGUUUAUCACAACUCAAGAUCUCAUUAAAAGUAUACUGGAGUAAUCGGAGAGUCUACCAAGCUAUUAGCUAUACGUUUAAAACAGCUUUUCCUAAGACGCUAUCAUGUAUCAUGCAAACGCUCUCGUAUUCAGUAUUUUUUCAUGGAUAUUCUUUUCCUCGAUAUAUGUCCAGAUCAGUGCCAGUGGAGUGCGAUCGAAUGAAACAAAAUGAUCUUGAACAAUGCAAUGAAGAGAAUUUUGGUCGACGCAAAUUGGUUAAAGAAAAGGAUGGCAAAGAAUGGUUCUUUAUUUGUUUUAAACACAAUGGAAACUAUACAUGGAAGAAAGAACUUGAUAAUGAAAAUGAGGUGAUGGAUGACAUCUUGCUAAAGCAGGAAGCAGCUUCUGAAUUCUUCAAACGUGGUCGUCGUAGUGUGUACGAAGAAUGCUAUAGUGAAUGUUGUCGUUACGAGGAAGUUUGUGAAAAUUUCAAAUCUAACAAAAAAGCUGCAAUGAAAUACUGGACAAAUUUCAGAAAAUGGGUCGAGAAGAAUAAUUAUUGUAGACGCAAAAGUGGUUGGUCAUGGUGAACUAAAGACAUAGCAUGAAAAUAAGAAUAAACGAAAAACUGGAAUUUCUGGACAGAUCUCAUAAGGCUGAAUGUAACUGAAAGUAGAGUGAUGUAUAUAUAGUGCGAUGUAGUUAUGAGAAUUGUUCAAAAUUAAAAUGACGGUUGUUCGAAACAUAAUCCACUUAACGCGUUUGUUUAUAAAUCUUAC
This is a messenger RNA of Dendronephthya gigantea, 855 nucleotides long. RefSeq lists its product as uncharacterized. The record is from RefSeq and is a predicted model, not a curated record. Bases 208 to 666 code for a protein of 152 amino acids. Gene Ontology annotation, cellular component: extracellular region. NCBI's taxonomy places the organism in Eukaryota, Metazoa, Cnidaria, Anthozoa, Malacalcyonacea, Nephtheidae. Gene Ontology annotation, molecular function: calcium ion binding. The transcript is spliced from 6 exons.